AUGCUGUACACAAAGCCGAGGAAGAAAGAAGUUGCAUCCUGCGUUCAGAAGGUGUUUGAUGCUCAGGAAGUCGAUGAGGAGAGAGCUCUCCUACGCUAUCGAUGGCGCGAAGGAGAUCGGUAUGCUGUCAUCCCUGCCCUGCGCAGACGGAUUCGAAAGCAGCGCGAAGUAGCCCAGCUCCUCCAGUCAUCAAUCCACAAGAUAUGGCCACAGUUCAAGAACGUUGAACGCUCAUUCCUCAUGAGAAAUCCCAUGCGCGCGGAGCAGGUCCAAAGGGAGGACUAUUGGGGCGAAAGCGAUAUCGGAGAGAAGCCUCGUGCAAGAUUAGACAACACUGGGCCGAGCGACCGGGUGGGUAUGGUCGAGGCUGAAAUGACUUUCAACCUAUAG
This is a messenger RNA of Cladophialophora bantiana CBS 173.52, 390 nucleotides long. RefSeq lists its product as uncharacterized. Lineage: Eukaryota; Fungi; Ascomycota; Eurotiomycetes; Chaetothyriales; Herpotrichiellaceae. Bases 1 to 390 code for a protein of 129 amino acids. The transcript is spliced from 2 exons. The record is from RefSeq and is a predicted model, not a curated record.